This is a messenger RNA of Bombina bombina (fire-bellied toad), 2737 nucleotides long. RefSeq names its product proline rich coiled-coil 1 (gene PRRC1). The transcript is spliced from 9 exons. Gene Ontology annotation, molecular function: protein kinase A regulatory subunit binding. NCBI's taxonomy places the organism in Eukaryota, Metazoa, Chordata, Amphibia, Anura, Bombinatoridae. The coding region runs from base 143 to 1498 and encodes 451 amino acids. The record is from RefSeq and is a predicted model, not a curated record. Gene Ontology annotation, cellular component: cytoplasm. Gene Ontology annotation, biological process: activation of protein kinase A activity.
UCCGGUUUACGUGGCAGCGCUAGCUUCAGCAGCAAAACGGCGGACAUAUUACAUGCCGGUGUCCGUAGUAACUUGGUAAGGGGAGGGAGAUAGCGAUCAGUAACCCGGAGCGGGCGGUCUUUGAGUGCACUGCCAUAAAAAAAUGAUGGAAGAGAGUGGAAUUGAGACAACUCCUCCCAGUACCCCUCCUCCCAACACUGCAGUGGCAACUACUGCAGCACCUCCACCAAUAGCUGUAACAGCGCCAGUUCCCCCAGUUUUAUCCAGCCCUCUGGCUGUUCCAACAUUCUCCCCAGGCAUAGUCUUCUCUCCUCCUAAUUUCUCUUCACCUCUACCACCUCCUUCUGUUACUCCUAUGCGAACCUCAGGUCCUGUUCCUUUUGUAACUUCUCCUCCUCUUCCACGUCCUGCUGCGUCUGGUGUACUCAGUCCUCCUCUUCACACAACAGUGCCUGCCACUUUGAGUGGUCAGUUACCUGCAUUCUCCUCCUCUCCUUCAUUUCCUCCUCCACUUAGUUCCACUGCCGCUCCUCCUGUUCUUUCUGCACCACCUAUGGGACCUCCUGUUACUGGAUUUUCAAUGGCUUCUUCCUAUGAUAUCACAAAAGGUCACGCUGGGCGGGCUCCACAGACACCGUUGAUGCCAUCAUACUCUGCACCCCCUGUCACAGUGCUGCCAAAUCCUGUAAUCCAGCAUGCUCCUUAUGUAGCAGGCAGUGGCUCUUCAAUUACUUUCCCUGAGGAGCCUGAGGAUCCAAGAAGCCAUGUGAUACACAAUGAAGGGCCUGCAGGAGGCAUCUGGGGUUUUAUUAAGGGGGUAGCAGGAAAUCCCAUGGUGAAAUCGGUACUUGACAAAACCAAACACUCCGUGGAGUCGGUUAUUACCACAUUGGAUCCUGGCAUGGCUCCUUAUAUCAGAUCGGGAGGAGAACUGGAUAUAGUGGUAACGUCAAAUAAAGAAGUGAAGGUUGCAGCAAUUCGAGAUGCUUUCCAAGAAGUGUUUGGCAUGGCACUAGUAACAGGGGAAGAUGGCCAGUCUAAUAUUGCACCGCAGCCUGUUGGAUAUGCUGUAGGCUUAAAGGGAGCGCAGGAAAGAAUCGACAGCUUACGCCGAAGUGGGGCAAUUCAUGAGAAACAGCCUGCUGUGUCCGUGGAAAACUUUAUUGCAGAACUACUCCCUGAUAAGUGGUUUGAUAUUGGCUGCAUAAUUGUGGAUGACCCAGUUCAUGGCAUACGUUUAGAAACCUUUACUCAAGCAACACCAGUUCCACAGGAAUAUAUACAGCAGGCUCAAAAUCUCACUCCUCCGGAUUACAACCUGAGAUGGUCUGGUCUUUCAGUCACUGUGGGUGAAGUUGUGGAGAGAAAUUUACCUCAAGUCAGCAGGACCGAUUGGCAUGUGGCAUUUACUGGCAUGUCUCGUCGGCAGAUGAUCUACAGUGCAGCCAAAGCGCUUGCAGGAAUGUACAAGCAACGACUUCCUCCACGGAUUGUUUAAAAAGUGCCCAUAAAGACUUGGUUUACUGAAGUUUUGAUGGGUGACCAAAACAUUUUGUAACUAACAUUAGUUAUGUUUAUAUUAAACUUCAAGAGCAGUGACCAUGAAAUUCGUAGAAGGGAAAAAUCCUUUCUGUACAAUCAAAUGUUUAAUUACUUGUUUAAACAAUAUGCAAAUAUUUAAAAAGUAAAUAUUCAAUCUUUAAUAUUUUCAACCUCGCAUGUAUACUAUGUGUAUUUUGUGUAAACAGUUUUUAGGCAGGCAGCGCAAGCAAAUUAAUAUUUCCUAUUUUUUUUUUAUUUUUUUAUCCAAGGUGGAUAAAGGGAAUACAGCCUGAUCCUAAAUCAUUGAUUGAAGUAUGAAACAUGAAUGUGUUGACUUGUUUACAUCUUUAUCAAUGUAAAAUGAAAAUGGUUGCCUUUUUGUGUUUGGCAGCAAGACUAGAUUUCUUAUGACCGUCAGCCCUGAGGGAUUGCAGUUGUGUAAAAACAUGCACAUGAUCUUGGGGCUGGUCCUACAUGCGCUAUGUCUAUAUGGCAGUGCCAUUCAGUUCAGUCUCUUGUGCUAGUUCUUAAAGGUUAUGAAUGUGUAAGUACAGAUAUGUCAUACAAAAUUGGUUCUUCACCCGUUUAUAACCGAAUAAAUAAUAUACCCUGAUCCUAAAGGACGAAAGACAGUAAUAUUGUUUGUGGGAUAAGUCCUGCAAGUUCUUCUUCUCAUAUCUGUUUCAUAAGGCAGGUUACAGUAGUGGCAUCACAUUUCAGUUUUCUUCGUACUUAAUGUCAUUAUAUGUAAUUUUUUUUUAUAUAUAUCUUUUUGUAGUCGUAGAAACAUUUUCCAUUUAUCUCUGUUUAAAAGCUGCUUAAAUUAUUUUGUAUGCUAUUGCAAGAGAAAUAGGUCAUUUCUAGCUUUUGACCAAUGCUCAAUGUACAUACAUUCUCUUGAUUUUUAGGUGCCAGUCUAUUGGCUCCCUAUAGAACAUUGUUAUUCUUACACUUCAGAUUUAAUCCUACGUCUAUUCCGCUGCAAAAAAAAUAGGUGAGUAAUGAUUUUGCCUUAAAUAUAAUAGUCUUUGAGAAGACUAGAUUGUAUUGGUGUAUUUUACAUCUUUUAGAAGCUUAAAACAUUUUUUGAAAUACUUUUCUAGCGAACCUUUUGUAUACAAAUAUGUCUCAGAUAUAUUUUACCACUACUGGCAGCUUUGCAGAUCAAAAUUAAAUAAAUGGUUUUAUAGAUAAA